This is a messenger RNA of Patella vulgata (common limpet), 8179 nucleotides long. Its product is annotated as hybrid signal transduction histidine kinase A. Bases 355 to 2988 code for a protein of 877 amino acids. The record is from RefSeq and is a predicted model, not a curated record. The transcript has 3 exons. NCBI's taxonomy places the organism in Eukaryota, Metazoa, Mollusca, Gastropoda, Patellidae.
UCCCGCAUAAGCAGACGAGGUGAAAGAUCACGGGAUAAAUUUGCUACCCGUCAGACGUGAGUUACGUUGUUUAAACACACCUUAAAAAUUAAUCAACGGAGAUACAAUUAAAAUUCUUGUUGAACAUAUUAUUUUAAUGGAUUAACUAAAUGACAUGUCACCAGAUGGACGCUGGAUCGAAAAAGGGGUUUGUUAACGACCUUCACCCUUUUAUAUUUGGUUCAACUUAAAAUGACGUCAUGAAGUUUUACUGUGGUCUAGUGACGAGAAGGAAGGUGGCGACAGAUCCGGGAAAAUCUCUACUUGUAUUCUAAUGACGGGAUUUAAUUUUAGUAUAACCAAGUGCUUGCUUAUAUGACUGCCUCGAUUGGCAUGGCUUCAAUUUCAUCAUGGGGUACACAAUUGUCGGGAAAUCAGUGUUACACCGUCACGGACGAACCGUCAUCAUGGAAGCGGCAAGUUGAUAAACAGAAAUUAAAUAGUGAUAGUUCAUCAAUGAAUGGUGUCCAUGAUGAUGGUAAUCUUAAUUCUAAUACAAAUAUGCAAGAUUUCAACCAUUAUCAUACAAUGAAUACCAAGGGUGUGAACAGUAACGGUGAAUUGGAGAUAGCAGGUGGUGAACAUUUAGUGGAUAAACAUAAUAUUGUUUCUGUCAGUGAAAACCCUUUCUUCAAAUCUUAUGGGAAAAUACGAUCAAAUCAUUCACGAAAUGAGUACCGAUCAGACCGUGUACAUUCCGAUAGUGCAGCCUUGUCUCCUAGACCCAUGUUAGGAAAAGAAAACGACAGUAUUUUUACAAAUCCACAGCCAGAGGAAGAUGAAGAAGAAGUGGAAUAUCACCCUGGAUCAGGAUUUGUUACUAAGUUAUUAGGGAAGUUUAAAAAAUUUGAAAGAGAAACAUCUAAAGAAGACAAGCACCCUCCUAUCAAAAGAUCAGCAAGUUUGGAAAAUAUACUCAGUGAUCGUCCAACAUCAAAUCUAAAAAAUGUGAAAACUGUUAAAAAUGAAAAUGUUGCUGCUGUGAUAAAACAGGGUAACUUAGGUUACCGAACAAAAAGCGUGGAACAUAUUAAUCAAACAAUAAAACCGGUAGCGAUUAGAAAAGCUCCGGAUGCUAAACUUGGUCGUAAAGAUAUUGUGAUAAUAGAAUCUGAGAAAGGGGAGGUGACUUCAAAUGAACAAAACGGAACUACUACAACAACCACCAUGGUGACAACAAGUUCUGGCAGAUCUUCACCUCAUGGGUCUAUAACUGUUCUAAAAGAUGAAAUCAAUGAAGUUAAUGAACUUCCAAAACCAAAUACUGUCACAAAUACCAGGAAUAUAUUUGAAUCCUCAAAAUCAGUUCCAAAGAAGAAAGUUCCACAGAGACCAGCUAAUGUGCCUAACUCUAAGAUUUCUGCUGUGGCACCAACAAAAUUAAAUUCCACAAACCUUAAAAAUUCCAGUUCAGUGUCAAGUUCCAGAGAAAAGGCGGCUAUAGAUGUUAAUAAAAACAACAAUGCUCAAAAGUCAAAAGAUGUUCCGACAAAGAUUGUUCAUGAAGUCCCAGCUACUACCAGAAGUUUGCUACCACCAAUAACUACAGCAAACAAACAUAAAAAAUCCAGCCCUAUUGUUACUGUUGCUCCUUAUAAACCCAGGUCUGAAGAGAAUUACACCACACAGAGUUCUGUACCCUUACCUCAAAAACCAGUUGCAACACUGCGGCAAGUUGAUAAAAAACCUGCACCACCUAAACCAAGACAGAUGACAUAUAAUUCUCGUAAAGAAGUCAAAGAAACGAAGAUGUUGGAGGUGAAUCAUGUGAAUGCCGUCAAUACAGAGAAUAAAGAAAUAAAUGACAUUAAUUUAAACAAAGACGAAGUCAAGUCUUUUAAUGACAUCAAUUUAGUAACAAGUGGAGUUUCGAUAAUAGCAAAUUCAAACAAUAGCGAAACUAAUAAAUAUAAUUCUGACAAACUCUUUAAAAACUCAGAUAAAGAACUUGAUAAAAACUCUGAUGAGCCAAAUAAAAACUCUGGUGACAUUGACGAGCCUAUAAAGGGUAUACCUACAAUUAUAGCCAACAGAAUGAAAAAGGAAAAUUCAGAGUCAAGUAACACCAACUCUAGUCAUAGUUCAUCAUCUGCAGAUUUGUUUAGCUCAGGUACUUUAAACAACAUGCAAAACAAUAACAUUAAUAAUCCUACAAAAAAACGGCAAGCACCUCCUGUACCUGUAAAUUCUAGCAUAGUAGAGCAAGAGAGAGCAAGAGACCAAUCGCCAGAACCUAAUCAAGAGUUGUCUCCUCGUCAAAAUCUUCAUAACAUGCGUAGUAAAAAUACCGAUAUCGGUGGACCAGCUAUGGUGUUUGAUAGUAGUAUGCUGGCCAAGAAAAAACGUAAACCUGAUAACACAAACAAUAAUGGUGUUCCAAAAUUGGAUUUAACAAGUAUUAUUGAUGGUGGUGCUGGGGUUUACCAGGAGGGAUAUAAACCUGUUGUGAUCAAGCCAUGUAAUAUUAUAUUCAUUGGUGCUAAUAUAAUUACUGGACGAUCAUUACUGAAGAAAGGAAAAUCUACUCGGGGUAGAAUCAAGUUUAAUGAUCAAGCCAUAACACUUCAUGAAUAUCCAUCAGAACUGUACAUGUUAGAGGAAUAUUUACUGAAACAUCCUGAUGAAGAGAAUAUAAUACUACUGGAAACUUUUACUAACGAUUUUUCUGAAUCAACAGAUGAUGACAAUCUACUUGAUACACCCCGACAAUCUUUAAAUGAUGAUGUUUUGAAAUCGAAUACAGCUCUAUCUCAUUCUGCUGGUCUUUCAUCUUAUCAAUCGAAAUAUCAAGAAGAGUUUGACUGGAACAGUCAACGAGAACCUGACCCGAUUGUAAUACGAACGCAACCGGAACCAGAAAACAUAGAUACAGGUGAUAUAGUUUUACCUGCCGGAGAAGAUGAUACAAACACUUGGUCCGAGAGUACAAGUUCUGAUCUACUGUUUUAACAUGUCAAAGAUCAUGUUAGAAGUUGUUCUUACUUGGCAUUCAACAGAAUGACAAAAUUGGUGCAGGACCCUUUUCCACAUUCAUUCCUAUUUUGUACGCUCAGAAUAUUACCCACAAUUCCUGUUCUGUUUAAAAGAUCAUGUGCAGUGGAUAGGUGUAUACACAUAAGCUCAAACUACUACCCACAAUUCAAUAUACAUGUGGUAUACCAUCACAUGUGGUGUGGCAAGUUGUAAACUCGAAAAAUAUUACUCUCAACUCAAAUUAUCACACAUUUUGUGGAUAGUACUCACCACAUGUGGUGUAGCUAGUUGUAGACUCGGAAUAUUACUCACAAUUCAAAUUAUCACACAUUUUGUGGAUAGAUAUGUUUUCACCACAUGUGGUGUGGCAACUCACUAGCUCAGAAUAUUACACACAAUUCAAUAUAAAUUAUUAGAUGUGGUGUGAUAACUCAUAAGCUCAGAAUAUUACCCACAAUUCAAUUUAAAUUAUACUUAGUCAAUUGGUGGAAAAAUAACAGAUUAUAAAGAAGGCAGAUUACUUUUGUAACAAUGGAACAUGUAUGUUACAUGUGUGGAAAUGUAGUGAUGAAAUAAUUCAGACAUUAAAAGAAUAGUGUUGUGUGUAUAAAUGAUAAUAAAAAUCAAGCGCAAUCGAUCCAAACAGUUGAUCCAGUGGGCGAAUUUGGUAAAAUUGUUUAUAAAACAGAUCUAUACAUCAUGAAGUAGGAUGUACGUAUGUUGGAAGUAGGCAAUUUAACCUGAAAUGAGAAAUGCUGUUGUUGCUUUGGAAAUAUCUGUGAAUGAUUUAAAUUCAGUAUAAUUCUACAUGUAUUUAUAUCGGAAUAAACUAUUAUUUUUUUUUUUUUUUCUUUUGAUGAAAGGGAAGAUAGAUGCUGAUGUGUCAUUGCUAUAAGAACAAAAUUAAGUGUUGAUACCGUGAUCUUCCCCAUUUAACUUGUAAGCCAAGAGCUUAUGGAUAGUCUUUUAUAUUUAAAUGUGUAUCUGUCAUAUAAAUGUGUAAUAAUAUUGUUGUAAUUAGUGACAGUCUUGAAGUUCAGGUCUUCACGGUAAAACACAAAAUUAGAAAAAUCAUCGAAAAAUUAAUGUGUUACCUAAAUGCCUUGUAUUGCCAGUCACAUUAAUUUUGAUACAUGUUUCUGUUCUGCAAUAUAAACUAACAUCAAGGUUAAAAAAACAAAUAGUUGUUUACACUGAAAUCAAGUACUGUCAAAUAAUCAAAGAUAUGCCAAGUAAGUUGUAAUUUUCAUAGAUUUGUCAAAAUGUCUGAUCUUGAAAUACAAACUGUUAUGUCAGCUUUAAAAUUAGCUUCUGUUUAAAUGGAACAUAAUAUUUAUAUUUUUAUAGAAAUAUCCUACAUAGAGUUGAUCGAUUUGUCUUUUGUGGGUAUGAACAAUGUUUUUAAUUUCUGUCAUCAAUUCAAACAAAACAAAACAUUCAAUUGAAGAAAAUUGUAAAUGGUAAUAUUUUGUUGUUUCAUGGUGACAGAGGUAAGGAUUAUUUUUAGAAACUACGCAAUUUGUGUUUAACACAUCGCAGACCAAUUCUGACCAACUAUAUCGAUGUAUUCCAACUUUCCACAAAUUUUACACAAGCCUUUUGCUUCAUCAUUCAUGUGAUUUUUGUUCACACAAUUUCUCUCAUAUACAAUUUCUUUAAACAAUUUUUAUUUGUUUAGCAUUACAUUCCAUACUUUUGUGUUCAUCUUUUUUUUUCAACAAACAAAAGAUGUCUAGGAUUCUGUUUGUAGUUUUAAAAAAAAAACAAAGCUUAAAUUUGAUUAUAUACAUGUGUUAUUUUAGUCCUCAUUUCCAUAUUAUAAUACUUUGAAUAAUUUUAUGCACCAAGAUUCCAUUGAACACUUUCAUAGUAUUUAAAUUAAACCUCUUUAAUUUUGGCCAAAAUAAAAUAGUGUAAGUAUUGGAUUGGGUUGAUCUGAUUAGUGACAAGUUGUAGGGUCGCCUGCCCAAUAUUGUCUUAAUGUGUCAACUAAAUCAUCUCACUCAACACAAACUUUAUCUAUAGAUGUAAAAUUUUCAACAAAGACAUUUUUAAAUCCCACAAAACAAGUCACUAUAUAAACAAUUCAAUAUACAAAUGAAAUCCACAACAAAAUUUUUGGAUCAAAAUCAAAGCAGUCUAGUCAUUCUAAGAAUUAAAAAUAAAAAGUAGACUUGAUAAUUCAAGCUUAGUAACGUUAAUCCAAUAAUACUGAUUUGAAAUAACACUUCAUUUGAUCAAAUUUUUACUUUGUCUUUCCAUAAAUCGUUAAAUAUAUAGUGAUAUUUUUUAUGCUCAUCAUUCUAUUUGUAGAUAUAUACAUGUAAUCAAUGUUAAUAAUAUUCAUCAUUGUGUGUUCAUCUGCCAUUUGUUUUCAUCAAAACAACAUCUUUCCAUGGAAUUGUAUCCUCAAAUAUAAUUCAUACAUGGUAUAAUCAUUGUGACCACUCUUUUAUGAGUAUGAUUUCAUGGAAACCAAAUUAUCUCAUUAACAAUUUUACGAAGCAGCAAAAUAAUGUUUUUAAUUUUGAACAUAUUUAAAAUAAUUAUUGAAAAUCCAAAAACUGAUCUAUUUAAAGUAGACCUUUUCGAGAAAGGGGAUCACUCACUUGAAUAUGUACAAUAUAAAAACACAAUGGACAGUAUAUAUAAACUUAAAAUAAAAUCUUUGGAGAGUGAUUUGCUCUCCUCACAUUUUUUAUGACAAGGUCUGUAGAGUAAGGUAUUUUAAACAAGUUAAAACUGCCAAAAUUGGCUGUAAAACUAUUUUGAACACUGCCAAUGAUGCUGUGGAGUCAAAUUGAAAAUUAUUCUUUCACGAACCACAAAAAGACUUGUGCUUCUUUUUUAAGUCUGACCCCAAGAAGAAUGUAGUGUGUACUACGUACAGUAGAUAGCAAAAAGAGGACAAAUAGUCUGCUAUGUGAGGUAAUUAUUUUAUUAACCCAAAUCAAGGUUACAUCAUUAAAAAAAAUCAGUUAUCAUAUUUUAAAAUAUAUUAGAUCAUAGCCUAUUAUAACAUGUAUAAAAUUAAGUAUUCAACACCAAUAAGAAUAGAGGUUAUUUAGUCUUUAUUCAGCUUAUCUUAUAUACAAAAAUAUUGUCAUUAAUAUUUUUGAAGAUGUUUCUGAAAAAAGACCACCUACUGAUAUUGGUGAAAAAUUUACAAGUAAUGAUGAUUCUACAUGUACAUGUAGGUCUAUUGUUUUGGAAACCACUUUGGAUAGAUAAACUGUAACAAACUAUUGUGGUCUGACAUUUCAGCCUAAUAUUAUGCUAUUUAUCACUAUUAAGAACUACAUGUAGGUUAAGCCAUCAUUUCCAUCUGUAUUUAACUUUUUCUGCUUUAUUUAUCAUACAUAAUAUAUUAUUGGAAUAGAUAUCAUUGUUAGUAUAUCAAAUUGUGAUCAAUAAUCAAAUAGAACACUUUAUUGGGUAACUGAUAGGCUAUCUGAUAUUAAAAGAGUUAUUUCCUUUAGGUGUUUAAUUUAUACUUGAUAUAUACAGAUUGAUUUUAUGCAGGAAUAAAUUCCAUUGUAAUUUAAAGACAUUGAUAUACAUGUAACAACCACUAAUUUUCAAGAUGCCGUCUUGGGUUCUUAUUUGACCAGAUGAUGAAGUGAAAUUGAGUAAAAGUACAUAUUAUUCAUGAAUGUCUUUUAGUAUUAAGGCACUGAUAGUUAGUCUCUUUAGAACAUAUUAAUAGUACAUGUACAUCUAUAAUCUCAAUUGAUAUUCCUUGAUAAAUUUGAAUUUUUCUGACCUAUGCAGAUGGAAGGGUCCAGAAAGUUGGUUAUUUUCCAUUAAGACUUAAGAACUGGAUAAUCGGUGUCAAAUUUAUAGCAAAUCACUAAAUACAUGUGCUCUGCAUGGGUGGAAUGGUUAGAUGAAAUGUUUAUAUUAUUCUUUACUACUUUAGGGUUUACUUAAAAUAAAUUAAAUAUAAACCAUCUAAUCUAUUGAAAGUAAAACAAAAUCUAUAUGCAAUACAUGUAUUGGUUAUAUCUCUGUCAAUAUAUGCCAGUAAAGUUGUCAAUUUAUGUAUGGAGAUAUUUUUUAUGGUUAUUGAAUUUUUUAUGUACAUUGUAGAGAUCGAAACUUUAUUUGGCAAAUACAAAGGGAAGUAACUCUUGUUUAUAUUUUUGUUAAUGAUAUUUGUCUAUCAAUAUGUGAUGUGUAUAGAAAGAAAAUACCAUUUAAAAUAUAAUCUAAUAUAUUUAACUCAUCUGUCCUACGUAAACAUUUAUUCUACACAGAUUAAUCUGUCUUAAGAUUUAUUCAACAUAUAUAUUAGAUCUAUUAAUAUUCAAUUAAACAUACAUUAUUAUGCAAGAGCUAAAUCUCACUAUUGCAGGUCUUUAUUUAGGCCUGAAAUGUUAUAUAAACUAUUAAUUAGACAUUUAUUAACUAAACAAGACCAUAAUCAACUGUCAAUGGCAUCGGAUACUCAAGAUUUUAACUAUAUUGGAACUGUUUGCCAUUGAUAAAUUUAAUUUAAAAAUGGGAAAGCAAGGCUAAGGCUCGAAUAUACCAGUGCCCUCGUUACCACUAUGCACACAUCUUGUCAAAACUACAAACAGUGAUAACUUGGCUCAGAAUGAAGUAAUUUGAAUGAAAUUUUCAAUAUUUUCAUUUUACAUUAUCUAAUUUUGAGCUAUUAAUAUUAUAGCAAGAAUGGUCAGUUCUUUAUCUAAAUCUUACAUAAUGUAUCUGUCUUUUAACACAAUUGUUCAAUAUAUGAUAAAAUAAUAUAUAUAUAAUAAUGUGUGUAUUAUAUUUAUCUAUGUUUGUUUGAAAUCCAAUAUUGUUGAACUCUGAAUUUUAUUGUUCUUGUAGGCAGGUUGAUUAUUGUGACAUGUUGAAAAUGUAAUAUUUAUAUAAAUAUUAGUCAGUGUUAUGUAUUAUCCACACAAAUUUCAUAUUUUAAAUAACGGUUAAAAAGAAUAGUGUAUUUUGUCUGCUAACGUAUAUGAACUAUAAACUUCUAAUUAGAAAGUAGCCAUCAUGUUUCUAAAGUCUGUAUCUAAAAUGUAACUUUUUUUCUGUUUAAAAUAUAAAUGUACAAGCGGUCAUAUUUAUUAGUCUGUAUGUUAAAUGUAUAUUCGUAUGUAAAUUCUCACACGUAUAUAUAUUCUGUAUAUGAUAUAUUAAAGAUUAGAAUAUAACA